Molecule: messenger RNA, 1551 nt
Organism: Fulvia fulva
Lineage: Eukaryota; Fungi; Ascomycota; Dothideomycetes; Mycosphaerellales; Mycosphaerellaceae
Product: Carboxylic acid transporter
Exons: 1
Coding region: 1-1551 (516 amino acids)
Biological process (GO): plasma membrane lactate transport
Cellular component (GO): plasma membrane
Molecular function (GO): secondary active monocarboxylate transmembrane transporter activity
Source: RefSeq, a predicted model, not a curated record
AUGGACGAAAAACGCGACUACUCCGACGAGCACAAUGAGGGACAAGAUGAGCACCUCCCAGGCGGUGGUGAGACUACUGAGAAGAUGGGAGUUGGAAAGUACCUUGCGACACGAUUCUCGACGUUGAAGCCGCCGAUGGAAAAGCUCGAAAACCCCAUCACGCUGCUUCGGAUGCUGAACUUCAAGCAAUGGAUGUUCUUCCUGUGCUCGUUCAUCGCUUGGACAUGGGAUGCAUUCGACUUCUUCACUGUCUCCUUGACUGUAUCGAAUCUGGCGGAGCAGUUCGACAAGUCGAAGAGAGAUAUUACCUGGGGUAUAACGCUUGUGCUCAUGUUCCGAUCUGUCGGUGCUGUCACUUUUGGUCUUGCAGCUGAUCGAUAUGGACGAAAGUGGCCGUUCGUUGUCAACAAUCUGCUUUUCAUCGCCCUUGAGCUCGGUACUGGCUUUUGCAACACCUACAGCCAGUUCUUGGCUGUCCGAGCGCUCUUUGGCAUUGCCAUGGGUGGGUUGUAUGGAAACGUCGCGGCCAUGGCCUUGGAAGACUGCCCAGAGAAAGCUAGAGGUAUCAUCUCUGGUAUGCUCCAGCAAGGUUAUGCGUUCGGCUAUCUUCUCGCCACUGUGUUCGCCCGUGCACUUGUCGACACCACACCACACGCUUGGCGACCACUCUUCUGGUUUGGCGGAUCGGUGCCAGUUUUAAUCAUUGCCUUCCGUCUUUGCUUGGGCGAGACCGAUGCAUACAACGAGAGAGUCCGAGUCCGCGAGAGUGCCGACAAUGUUGGCAAGACAUUCGUCAACGAGGGCAAAGUCGCUCUCAAGCGCCACUGGAUGCUGCUCAUUUACAUGGUACUGCUCAUGGCCGGUUUUAACUUCAUGUCCCAUGGCAGCCAGGAUCUUUACCCAACUAUGCUUGAGAAUCAAUACAGCUUUUCGGCCAACGCGGUUACCGUCACACAGGUCGUGGCCAACUUGGGUGCGAUUGCUGGAGGUACAACCAUCGGCUACUUGUCGCAAGCAUUCGGCCGUCGCUUCAGCAUCAUCUUCAUCUCCAUCGUCGGCGGAGCGAUACUGUACCCAUACUCCUUCGUGCCAAACGAGAGGAUCAUGGCUGCGGCAUUCUUCGAGCAAUUCUGUGUCCAGGGAGCCUGGGGUGUCAUCCCAAUUCAUCUCAUGGAACUGAGUCCUGGCAGUCUGCGCGCAUUCGUUGUCGGCACCUCAUAUCAACUGGGUAAUCUGGUCUCAUCAGCAAGUUCGACCAUCGAAGCCACGAUUGGCGAGCGCUUCCCACUGCCACCCAAGGUCGAGGAUGGCAAGUCGGUUGCACGCUACGAGUACGGCAAGGUUAUCUGCAUCUUCAUGGGCUGCGUUUACGCCUAUGUCAUCCUCCUCACAUUCUUAGGUCCGGAGACGAGAGGUCGAUCUAUGUCGGCGAGUAACGAUCGGGAUCUGGCGGAGGCAGCGGGCCAGGACGCGGUCGCACAUGCAAAACACGGAGACGUGUAUCGUAAGGGCUCCAAUAGUGACGACGAGAACAUGCGUACUGUAGCGUAG